Molecule: messenger RNA, 2241 nt
Organism: Diabrotica balteata
Lineage: Eukaryota; Metazoa; Arthropoda; Insecta; Coleoptera; Chrysomelidae
Source: the annotation of a GenBank genome assembly
GACAUUUAUUCAUUGUCAGCACUAAAUUUUCUCGUUUCUACGAGAAUAUUAAAUUUUCUUUUAAAACAAGGUAAAUGGUGCUAUAAAUUGCAUUUUCAGAUUAAUUUAAUACAUUAAAACAAAAAUGUCUGGGUCAGCCCAUAGGCACCGGUAUAAAAAUGCUGCAUUAGAUAGUGUAGAAUUAAGGAGGCGUAGAGAAGAAGAAGGUGUACAGUUAAGAAAAGCUAAAAGAGACCAACAGUUGAAUAAAAGACGAAAUGUAAAUGUUAAUCAGUUAUUACCUGAAGAUGAUCCUCUUUCUUUUGAUCCAGAUAGCACAUCUCCAGUGUCAACAUGGAUCACUCAAGAUAUGAUAAAAAAUUUAUACAGCACAGAUCCGGAACUGCAGUUGGAAGCAACCCAAAAGUUUAGAAAACUGCUUAGCAGGGAACCUAAUCCCCCAAUUGAUGAAGUCAUACAGACAGGAAUUGUACCAAGAUUUGUUGAAUUCUUGCAGAAUUCAUCCAACUGUACACUUCAGUUUGAAGCAUCAUGGGCAUUAACCAACAUAGCAUCGGGAACUUCUCAACAAACACGAAUGGUAAUUGAAACAGGGGCCGUACCAAUAUUUAUAUCACUUUUAGGAAGUUCAUAUGAAGAUGUCCAGGAACAAGCUGUUUGGGCAUUAGGAAAUAUUGCAGGAGAUUCUCCAGAAUGUCGUGAUACUGUUACUGAAGCAGGAAUUUUAGUACCACUUUUACAAAUACUUAGCAAACCAAUUCGCUUAACAAUGACAAGAAAUGCAGUGUGGGCUCUUUCCAAUCUGUGCAGAGGCAAGAAUCCACCUCCGGAUUUCUCCAAACUCGCGCCUUGUUUACCAAUUUUGUCUAGAUUACUAUUUCACACAGAUCCUGAUGUACUGGCGGAUACAUGCUGGUCUUUGAGUUAUUUAUCUGAUGGGCCUAACGAGAAAAUACAGGCGGUGGUAGAUGCAGGAGUGUGCAGACGCUUGGUAGAGCUGUUGAUGGCACAACCACCGAAUGUAGUGUCUGCUGCGCUUAGAGCUGUUGGCAAUAUUGUCACAGGAGACGAUGUACAGACCCAAGUUAUUCUUAAUUGUUCUGCGUUACCAUGUUUGCAUCACUUGCUUUCUUCAUCUAAGGAAUCAAUUAGAAAGGAAGCUUGUUGGACUAUUAGUAACAUAACGGCUGGUAAUAGGACACAAAUACAGGCUGUUAUAGAUGCCAACAUAUUCCCUCUCCUCAUUGAAAUUUUGAGCAAAUCAGAAUUCAAAACGAAAAAAGAAGCAGCUUGGGCUAUUACCAACGCCACUAGCGGAGGCGCUCCGGAUCAAGUUCGUUACCUCGUUAGUCAAAAUUGCAUCGGACCGAUGUGUGAUUUGUUAACAGUUAUGGACGCAAAGAUUGUUAUAGUAGCUCUCAGUGGAUUAGAGAAUAUUUUGAAGUUAGGCGAAGAGGAUGCUAAGUUACAGAAUGGCACUAAUCCGUAUGCAGUUCUAAUAGAAGAGUGCUACGGUCUAGACAAGAUAGAAUUUCUUCAGUCGCACGAAAAUAUGGAGAUUUACCAGAAAGCAUUUGACAUUAUUGAACAUUUCUUCGGCACCGAAGAAGAGGAUUCAAACAUAGCUCCAUCAAUAGAUACCGAUCAUCAACAAUAUCAGUUCAGUUCAGAUCAAUCACUACCAAUGGGGGGUUUUCAGUUCUGAAGAAGUUAGAUUCGUUUUUUAAAAGUGCCCAUAUUAUUACAGUUUCAAACAAAAAAAGGAAAUUUUCAUUGAUGCAAGAAUCAUUCAGAAGAAAACAGGAACUGAGUUUUCUUAUGUAUGUAUGAGUGACGAGAAGUGCUGUGAGUCGGUAUCAAAAUUUUUUAAAAUUAACUAAAAGCGAGAGCUGCUGAACUCUCGUUAUUAAGCAUAAACUAUAAGAGAAGCUUAUUUAUAAUUUUUCUAUAUUAUUGAGUGUAUCGUGAUGAUGGUCUGAUAAUGUUGAGAGGUACUAGUUGAAGGGCUCCUUUAUAAUUAACUUGAUUUGUAAAGAUUUGCUUUUGAUUAGAACAAUUAGACCAGUUCCUGUAUAAUUUAAAUUAGUUAUUUGAAAAUACAUGUUGUGUUUUAAAUUUUAUUGAUUUUGUUUUACAGAAAUGAAUGGAAAUAAUACCAUCCAGCUACAAAGUGUUUUUGAUUUACCUAAAACUGUGAAAAAAAUUGACCUACAAACAAUGAUCACAAUUGUAGAAAGUGAC